Rhododendron vialii is the source of this 1401-nucleotide messenger RNA. RefSeq lists its product as uncharacterized. The coding region runs from base 1 to 1401 and encodes 466 amino acids. Lineage: Eukaryota; Viridiplantae; Streptophyta; Magnoliopsida; Ericales; Ericaceae. The transcript is spliced from 3 exons. The record is from RefSeq and is a predicted model, not a curated record.
AUGCCAAAUGGGGAAUCUCCCAAACCGGUUUCUACGGAAGAAGAAAAGGGAAAAGCCAAAGAAGUUGAGGUUCCACAAACUUUCACCGUUCCCGCUCCAUAUCCUAACCAACUUAAGUCGCCUGCCAAGCCGAAUUUGAACAGUGAUAUCUAUGAAGUUCUUCAGAAAGUGACAGUUAACCUUCCUUUGCUCAAUGCUAUUAAACAAAUUUCGUCGUAUGCCAAAUUUUUGAAGGAGUUGUGCACUCACAAACGGCAACUCCAAGUGCAGAAGAAGGUGUUCUUGACCGAACAAGUAAGCUCACUCUUCCAGUCAACCCUUCCGCCCAAGUAUAAUGAUCCGGGGUGUCCUACGAUAUCCAUCACUAUUGGGGGUAAAGUUGUUGAAAAGGCUCUUCUCGAUUUGGGGGCAAGUGUAAACCUCCUACCGUUCUCGGUCUAUGAACAACUUGGUUUGGGAGAGAUGAAGCCUACUCGGGUGACUUUACAAUUGGCGGAUCGGAGUAUCCGAGUUCCUAAAGGGAUGGUCGAAGAUGUUCUUGUUCAAGUUGACCAGUUCGUAUACCCAGUCGACUUCAUGGUUCUUGAUACAUGCCCGGUGCCGGCGGCUCAAUCGUCCGUUCCAAUCAUUCUUGGCCGGCCGUUUUUAGCAACAUCCGACGCCGUCAUUCAUUGCCGGGAUGGCCGCCUUAACAUGAGUUUUGGCAACAUGCAGAUGCAAGUCAACAUGUUCCAUAUCGGUAGCCAAUUGGGCGAUGACGAGGAUGUGUGCGGAGUAAGCAUGAUCGAUUCACUUGUUCAAGACCACGUCACUACGUUUAUUUGCAAAGAUGAGUUGGAGUUGGCACUGACUUCCGCCGAGGCCGAUUUUCUUGAAGCCCCUGAGGUUGCGUACUUGUGCUCUUUGUUAGAUGAGGAGGAGAUGUGUGUGCUUGAGUUGAAACCACUACCGGAUACCUUCAAGUACGCCUAUCUUGGCGACGGCCAAACAUACCCGGUGGUAAUCUCCUCCGCCCUCACCGACCUUCAGGAAUUUCAAUUACUCUCUAAGUUGAGGAAGCAUUCAAAGGCUAUUGGAUGGUCCAUAGCCGAUAUCAAAGGAAUAGAUGGAUCUCUUUGCUCUCAUCACAUUUACAUGGAGGAGGAUGUUAAGCCCUCUCGCCAGCCUCAACGACGAUUAAACCCGAUUAUGAAGGAUGUGGUGCGAGCGGAAGUUCUUAAAUUGUUGGAUGUUGGCAUUAUUUACCCGAUAGCGGAUUCCAAGUGGGUGAGCCCGAUACAAGUGGUACCUAAGAAGUCUGGGGUGACUGUGGUGAAAAAUGACAAAGAUGAGCUUAUUCCAAUGCGUGUUCAGACUGGCUGGAGGGUGUGCAUUGAUUAUCGGAAGCUGAACGCUAAUUGA